Anolis sagrei ordinatus is the source of this 678-nucleotide messenger RNA. Its product is annotated as bifunctional protein GlmU-like. The record is from RefSeq and is a predicted model, not a curated record. Lineage: Eukaryota; Metazoa; Chordata; Lepidosauria; Squamata; Anolidae.
AAUGACUAACAUUAUCCACGUGAUUGGAUUGGGGAGAGCACAAGCCAGUAAACGCCCGAACCAUGCAGGCUGGACCAGCGGCGCUCUCUGUUUAUGCUCUGCGCUUGGGACCAGGAGAAGACAUCCUUUCUACCUUGGUCAAAUUUGUGAAGGACAAGAAGCUAAAAUCUCCCUUCAUCAUGACUUGCGUGGGGAGCAUCACCAAAGCAACAUUGAGACUAGCAAAUGCCACAGCUUCAAAUACUAAUAAGAUUGUUCACCUAGAUGAACGUUUUGAAAUUGUUUCCUUGGUUGGGACUCUGAAUGAAGCUCCUCACCUACAUAUCUGCCUGUCUGACAAGGAUGGCAAGACUAUUGGGGGGCAUGUUGUGAGUGACUUGGAAGUCUUCACCACAGCUGAGAUAGUGGUUGGGGAAUGUGAUGGCCUGUGGUUCAGUCGGGAGAUGGAUGGCAGCACUGGUUUCCCAGAACUUGUGAUUAGUUCUUGCUCUAAAACAGCUUAGCAGUGCCUGUCCUGUAAAUUAUGUGUCCCCUCUGCGCCCAAAAGUGGAUGAAAUAAAUGGAGCUGGAGCAUGCUUUCUUGCUCUUAAGCGGGCGCCUAUUGAUCCAGACAUAUUUUCACUCAGAGGGAAAGACAAUUCUUCAGAGCAAGGACAGAAUAAAAUAAUUUCAAGCUAA